AACUAAUAGCCCUGACUCUGGCGACGAGCUCACUUUUAGUAUCAAAGAUGAAGAAGACCACAAAAGCAAAACCAAUACAACUCCGCGGGCCGCUUGUGCACCUGAUUUGUGCCGCGCGCUGGCAGAGUCCUGGAAACUGUGUCACGCGUUUCGAAGAAACGUCUACCCUUACGUCGGAGCGAGCCUGUAUGGAUGUGUCAGAGUUGAAAUCGACAAAGUUGAAAUAAUUUGUCAUGCAUAAAAUGGAUGCCAGUUGGAACCCAGUUUCCAAGUGGCGCAUGACAAAUUUCGGUGGUCCCUAAAUCCAGUUUGUCAUGCUGUUUAGGCAAAGAAGAGCGACUUUCUCAUGCUACUUUAGCAGCUCGAGCUGUAACCCCAAGCAGGCUUACAAUCGGCCUCACUUGCCUGCUCUGCCAUACACGUGGCUCGGGUCAUGCAUUUUAUGCAUCACAAACUAUUUCAACUUUGACGAUUUCAGUCCUGACGCUUCCAUAGCCUGCUGCCCAACAAGGGGCACGAAAAGAUGGUGUUCACGGCGGCGCGGCGAAGUCAAGUAUGCAAUGCAAAAGUAUGGUACUAG
Messenger RNA from Amoebophrya sp. A120, 580 nucleotides. The record is from the annotation of a GenBank genome assembly. NCBI's taxonomy places the organism in Eukaryota, Dinophyceae, Syndiniales, Amoebophryaceae.